UUCAUCCAAUUUAGUUGUCAUCUGCGCCUGGUGCGCUUGGUUGUGCGUCGUCCGGAGGAGCUAUGAUACGUCGAUCAUAACCUCAUUAAUAAUUUUCCAGUAUAAUUGGAUUCCCCCCGUAAUCGUCAUUUCUAGUAAAGAAUCGCGCAACGGAACGACGACAUGACCAUUUGAUGCAAAUAAAUAAAUCAUUGGAGUAUUCAUCGUCGGUGACAAAAUAAGUAAUAAAUGAGGUCAUCCAAUAUCUGCGUACCUGGUUCCGUUCCUCUGGAAUCACCCUUGCAAAAUGAAAAUUUUAUGUCGAAAAGCGACGGACCCAUGGAUCCAAUGGAAGAUAUGCAACGAUUGCGUAACGUCACGCUCAGCAAAACUGUCGGCCUGUACAGAUUGCGCGGGGAUCUUGGAUCCGGGAAUUUUUCCAGAGUCAAAAUGGCCAUUCAUCAUCCGACUAAUGAACGUGUGGCGAUUAAAAUAUUGGAUAAAACGAAACUUGAUGAAAAAACACGAAAGAUGUUGGCCAGAGAGAUAGCUACUAUGGAAGGAAUUUGCCAUCCACAUGUGAUACGAUUGUUCGAAGUUGUUGAAACGUAUGCAAGAAUCUAUCUUGUUACCGAAUAUGCAUCUGGUGGUGAACUUUUUGAGAAGAUCUCCGUUCAGGGGAGAUUAAAAGAAGAAGAAGCGAAGCCGUUAUUUGUACAAAUUUUAUCUGCGGUAAAAUAUAUGCAUACCCUGGGUUUCAUCCAUAGGGACAUCAAAGCAGAAAACGUUUUCUACGCAGGACCUGGUCUGAUAAAACUGGGAGAUUUUGGAUUCAGUACACGUCUUACCGAUGGGCCUGAUCAGGUUUUGAAGACUUUUUGCGGUAGUCCACCAUACGCAGCGCCAGAAUUGUUUCGGGAUGAAUCAUAUCUGGGGCCGUACGUUGAUAUUUGGGCACUGGGAGUAUUGCUGUACCUGGUAGUUACCGGCACGAUGCCUUUUCGCGCCCGCACUGUUCUUGGUCUUAAAACUCUGAUACUUGAAGGAAAGUUUGUCACUCCUGACCACGUCAGUCUGCCUUGCCAAUCGUUGAUUUGUGGAUUGCUGUGUCAAACGCCUUUGGAAAGGUUGACGAUUGAUCAGAUGCUGGCGAGCGAAUGGCUCAAAGAUACUACCGUACCUGCACAUACUCCGUUUCAAGAUUGUCUUUUAUUGCCUACGAUUACCAGCGAUCCUAAUCAGAUUCCUGGAAUCGAACGUGUUGCUCGAUUAAUGCUGGAAAAAUUAGGUAUAGAUGGAACUUUAUUAGCGACGCAUGCCGACAAAGGUCCGAGGUCCAGUGUAAUUGGCACAUACAGGAUAGUUGUGCACAGAUUAACGAAACCUCCGCGAAACCAGGUGCAACCAGACACGUCGAGUGUCCCGAAAACAUCGCAGUCGUUAAUGACUAAGAAAGGACUAAAAUCCAAGAUGUGUUCGAUAUUAUGAUCACUGGAUGGAUCAGUAAAAGCAGCAUGAAUAAAUGUUGAAACUUAUUACUUGCAUGUCAUAAGAAGGUAGAAUUCUUCACUAUGAAAAUGGAGAAACUUUGGUUUGAAGAGUCUAAAAUUCCUCAAUAAUUCAAAUUGAUCAGUCGUUAGUGACUGGCAUUAGGAAUAAGAAUUUGGGAUAGAAGUUUCCAAAAUCAAGCUCAAACAGUAGUUUCAUUUGAUCGAAGAAAAAUUUUGAGAGUGUUUGUCGG
Diprion similis is the source of this 1720-nucleotide messenger RNA. RefSeq names its product serine/threonine-protein kinase NIM1-like. Gene Ontology annotation, molecular function: ATP binding; protein serine/threonine kinase activity; tau-protein kinase activity. Gene Ontology annotation, biological process: intracellular signal transduction; microtubule cytoskeleton organization; protein phosphorylation. Gene Ontology annotation, cellular component: cytoplasm. NCBI's taxonomy places the organism in Eukaryota, Metazoa, Arthropoda, Insecta, Hymenoptera, Diprionidae. The coding region runs from base 229 to 1467 and encodes 412 amino acids. The transcript has 8 exons. The record is from RefSeq and is a predicted model, not a curated record.